Molecule: messenger RNA, 618 nt
Organism: Histoplasma mississippiense
Lineage: Eukaryota; Fungi; Ascomycota; Eurotiomycetes; Onygenales; Ajellomycetaceae
Exons: 3
Coding region: 1-618 (205 amino acids)
Cellular component (GO): mitochondrion
Molecular function (GO): alcohol dehydrogenase (NAD+) activity; metal ion binding
Source: RefSeq, a predicted model, not a curated record
AUGAGCAUUGCAGUGCCGACCACACUAAGCGUGGCAGAGACCACGAAGAAUGCGGGGUUUACCGAUGCAGAUGGGAAUAAGGUGGCGGUUGUUGCAGAUAGGGAAUCCGUGCUCUCGACCAUGCCCUCGAACUCCUCUACAACCCUUCCUUCCGACCCUGAAGUCCCAACGAAGCGCUUAGCCCUCUCCGCCCUCACUGACCUCUUCACCCUCCUCCCUCAGUGCCUCGCCACUCCCCAAGAUGCAGACAUCCGCCAGCGCCUUUUCCUCGGCAGCUACGCGGCCCUCUUUCCCUUCCAGUUCUCUGGCGCUCUGGGCAUUAGCCAUGCGAUUGGCCAUGCUAUUGGGUCGACCUACGGCAUUCCACAUGGGAUCACGUCGUGUAUUAGUUUGGGGAAGGUGAUCAGGUUUAUGGCGGAAAAGGCGAGGGAGGGGGCGGGUGGUGAGGGGCGGGGAAUUGGGGAAGCGGGGGAGGCAGCACAGAUUGCGAGGGCGGUUGCCUAUAUUCCUGGGUUGAGAGGGACUGGAGAUGUAGCGAGGGAUGCGCUUUUGGUGGCGGAGGCAGUGGAGGGGUUGGUUUUGAAGCUGGGAUUGGUGACUGGGUUGGUUGACGUAUAG